Messenger RNA from Cannabis sativa, 1994 nucleotides. RefSeq lists its product as uncharacterized. Bases 1 to 1083 code for a protein of 360 amino acids. The transcript has 2 exons. NCBI's taxonomy places the organism in Eukaryota, Viridiplantae, Streptophyta, Magnoliopsida, Rosales, Cannabaceae. The record is from RefSeq and is a predicted model, not a curated record.
AUGGUGAACUGGGAGAGUAAGGAUGCCCCACUCGGGAAAGAGGAAGUCAUCAGAUUAUUUGCAAAAAAAUUGACAGUGUACUCCGUUUUAUGUCCGCGGAGUAAUGAGGCCGAGUUUUUGAGCCACGUCACUGGAGGUGAGGCGCCUCUAUUUGUGGAUAUGGAGGAAUUGGUUAUUGGCAAUGAUGGCCAGCCUACUCAGGAUAGUUUGCGCAGCCAAGCUUCAAAGCUUGCACUCACGCUAGAACAGCGAGCGGAGGAAGCUAGAAUCUUCAGAGAUGAUACACCACCACAUUCUCCACCAUCAGGGGCCCGUUCUGUUCCACCGUCUGCCUCAAUGCCCGAUUCUCCAUCUAUGCCGCAGUCAGCAUCUAUUCCCAGCACCUCACAGCCUCAGGUGCCAAUAUCUUCUGCCAUAUUGGCAAGAUUGGAGCAUGUUGAAAAGGAACAGCUUGCUUUGAAGCAAGGCCAGACUGAUAUUUUGAAAGGGCAGAAUGAGAUAAUGGGUUACUUGAAGACCCUAUUGGCUCUUAUGGGAGAUCAGAGAAGGCCCAGCGCAGAGGCAGAGCCACAGCCAGACGCCGUGUCUCCAGGCGAUGAGUUCAUUCUUCCGAAUGAUUACAGACCUAAUGAUGUGGAAGAUGUACUCCAGACACCUCAGAACAUGUCGGUCACGUCCAUUGGAGAUACCCAAGAUUCAGAGGUUCAGGUUUUAGAGACCGUUCCAACACCGGUGGAGAAGAGACCGAAGAAAAAGCCAAGGUGGUUUGACGAGUACACCGAAAUGAAGAAGAAGAUGAAGCCAUCAACAACCAAUGUGAAUGUUGACCCACUUCGGCCCGUUGAUGAGAAGCUACUACAUAGUUUUCGAAAUUGGUUAGUGGGAACCAUCGGAAACAAGUAUCCGAGGGACGUCUUCACCGGUCUGUGUGGCGUGGCUUGGUUCUCGACCCUAAAUACAGACAAACUAUGGCUUUCUGAUGAUGUAAGUUUAUUAACUAAGUAUUAUAUGUUGUUAUUUACUGCUUUUUACCGUUGUUAUUUGUUUUAUUUUUUUUUUAAUGUUGUAAUGUGGUUGUGCUGACUUAUUUGUAUGUGUUGUGCAACAUUUGGAUGCUGCUUUCCAUAUGAUGAGGAGGAGGCAACACUUCUUCCCGGAGUUGUACCCACGUAAGUGUACUGUCAUGCCAUCUUGGUUUACCUCAUCGUUGAGGGGUCGGUGGGAUGCUUGGAAGAGCAAUACUGACCAUGAUGGCUUUGUUUGGGAUGAGUCCAUCUUGGAACUCCUUCGUGGGGAUCCAAACCAAUUCUUGCCUUCUUGGAAGGGUAUGGAGUGCAUAUACAUGGCCAUGUUCUUGAACGGACCGAAACAUUGGAUCGCUAUGGAGGUCAAUCUUGAGUUGUGGAAGAUAUUCCUCUUCGAUUCGAGUCUUGGAUCUCUAACGAAAGACGAACUGAAUUCGCUUAUGGAUGUGUGGUGCCCUUUACUAGCCAAAUUGGUGGACCAGUGUGGUGUAUGUGACACUCAUUACAUGGUGAUGGUCCCUCAAAUGACAGCCUCCGAAAGCCAGGUCAGACCCUUCGACUGGGAUAUAAUGGACAAUAAAGUUGUACCUCAGACAAAAUUGAGGUAAUUUAAAUGCAUUUUUUUUAUAGUAUGUUUAUUAAUUAACAAAAAAAAUUUAUAAUAUUCUCUAUGGUUUAUUAAAUUUUGCGUUUACCUACUAUUGCAGCGGCGAUUGUGGAAUGUAGGUCAUAGAGCAUAUUGAGCAUAAGUUAUUGGAUCUACCAUUCGAUGGAGUACAUGAUCAGCAUAUGUCGCUCUUUCGCCAGAGAUGGGCAGUAGAUUUAUUCUACCAGAACUUGGCAUGAACUUUGGAUGUUUAAUUUUUUUUAUAUUUGUUGAACAAUGUUUACUUUUACACUUUUCAAUUUGAACAAACUACUUUUCACUAAAAUUAUUUUAUUUUAUCAGUAGAACUUGUUUUUGGCUCA